AUGGCGAACAGGACAGUUUCAGACGCGAUCGCAGUACACGGAACGAACCCACAGUAUCUAAUUGAAAAGAUUAUAAGAACUCGCAUAUACGAAUCACUUUACUGGAAGGAAUCUUGUUUCGGUUUGACCGCCGAAACUUUAAUCGAUCGUGCGAUCGAGCUGACGUCCAUCGGUGGACAGUACGGUAACCAGAAACCGACGGAAUUUCUCGCUCUGGUUUUGAAAUUACUUCAACUGCAACCGGCAAAGGAGAUUAUUAUAGAGUUUAUUCGACAAGAAGACUACAAGUAUUUACGAGCGCUGGGUGUGUUUUACUUGAGACUAGUCGGGACCAGUUUGGAAAUUUAUCAGUAUCUGGAGCCAUUAUUAAAUGACUACAGGAAAAUGCGCUUGCGUUUACCAA
Molecule: messenger RNA, 403 nt
Organism: Paraglomus occultum
Lineage: Eukaryota; Fungi; Glomeromycota; Glomeromycetes; Paraglomerales; Paraglomeraceae
Source: the annotation of a GenBank genome assembly